CGGCGGGGUCGCGCGUGCGCAGCGGUGCGGCUGCGGCGGCGAUGGAGGCGCUGUGGGCCGCGCUGGACGAGGUGGCGCUGGAGGGGCUGGAGGGGGUGACGCUGACCGGGCUGUGGGAGCGGCUGGCCGGCCGCGUCCCGCCCUUCCCGCUGGCCCUCGAGCCCGCCGCCCGGCAGCUCCUCUGGGCCACGCUGGCCUCCCGGCCCGAGCUCCGCUUCCACCUGCUCCCGCGUCCGCGGCCCCCGCUUCGCCUCUUCGACCGGUACGAAGAAAUUGACCUUGAAACAGGCAUACUGGAGACCAAGAGAGAUCCCAUUCCUUUAGAGGACAUUUAUCCUGUGCACAUGGUUGUGGACAACUGUGAUGGCAUCCAGGGCUCAUGCCAGUAUUUUAAAGAGAGGCUGGAUAUAACUGAUCAAAUCAGGACAAAGGACAUGCAGUCCUGUUGCACUUGCACGGAGGCUUAUGACAAAUGGGGAGAGAGGUUGCUCAUUGUUGCCUCCCAGACUCUGCGGCAUCGAGCGCUGAUUGGUUGGGAAGGGGACCCAGAUUUAAAACUUCCUGACUUCUCCUACUGUAUUUUGGAGCGGCUCGGCCGUGCUCGAUGGCAAGGGGAGCUCCAGAGGGACCUCAGUGUGGCUUUCAAAGUGGAUGCCGGGAAGCUUCACUACCACCGCAGGGUGCUUGACAGGAACGGACUCAUUUCCAUGCAGUCCCAUGUGAUCCGGCUGCCCUCAGGGGCCCAGCAGCAUUCCAUUCUUCUUCUCCUGACCCGCUUCCACAUCGACAGGAGGAGCAAAUAUGAUAUCCUUAUGGAAAAGCUCUCUGGUAUGCUGAGCGGUCGGCCAGGACAAAUGGAGACCCUGGGGAACAUUCGAGAGGAGCUGGGUCUCUGUGAGAAAACAUUCAAACGUCUCUAUCAGUAUAUGCUGAACGCCGGCUUGGGCAAGAUUGUGUCCGUCCCAUUGCAGAACAUGUGCCCUGAAGGAGGUCCUUUCAAGACCAAGAGGGGGACGGACGUCAUGGUCCGCUGCCUGAAGCUCGUAAAGGAGUUUCGGAAGAAGGUGGACGACGACCACGAUGACGACGACGAAGAGGUGAUCACCAAGACGGUGCAGCCCAUUGACGUGGUGUGCGAGAAGGACAUGCUGACACAGGCAUACGAGCUGAUAGAGAGCUGGGGGACCAAAGGCAUUUCCCAAGCUGAGCUUCGAGCGGCUAUGAAUGUGGGGAAGCUGGAGGCGCGGAUGCUGUGCCGCCUCUUGGAGCGCUACAAAGUGAUCAAGGGUUUUAUGGAAGACGAAGGCAGACAGCGGACAACCAAGUACAUCACCUGCACCUUUGCGGAAGAGAGCGACCUGAGCCGGCAGUUUGAGCGCGAGAAGGCCCGGAGCGAGCAGCUGGCCAUGGCCAGCACGUCUGCUGCCCAGGAAGACUCCUUGCCGGGGGAGGAGGAGAUGCCGCCAUCUGAGCUGGUGAAUGAGGAGGAGGAGGAAGAGGAGGAUGAAGAUGGCGUGGAGCCACGGAAAGCUGGCGUGGGGUCACGGACGAGGCUCCCGUUUCAAGCAGGCCUUUGCCAGUCAACCCCAACCAAAGCCAGGAAAUUGGCAGCUCCAGCGACCCCGGACAGGACCCGUACUCCUUUGCACUCCCCGGGAUACCGAGAUGAGCUUCCUGAUCCUCUGGCAGACGAUGAUUCUGCUUCGGAUGUGCUGAAGCAAGAAACCACUCUCUCCUCAUGCGCCCAUUCGGCAGACGAAGCCGGAGACCUGGUGGUGGUAGAGGAAGUCCGGCCAGAAACCCUCAAAAAGACCUGGGAUGACAAGAGGAAGGAGAAGCGCCCACGGGUCCCGGUGGCGGAGCGCUCGCACGAGACCUAUCGCCUCCUCAAGCGGCGCAACCUCAUCAUCGAGGCCGUCCAAAACCUCCGCUUGAUCGAGAGCUUGUUUGUGCUCCAGAAGAUGGUCAUGGAUCAAGAGAAGCAGGAAGGGGUCUCGACGCGAUGCUGCAAGAAGUCCAUCGUACGCUUAGUGCAGCGGCUCUCCCAGGAAGGGCUGCUCCGCCUGUACCGCACCACCGUCAUCCAGGAUGGGAUCAGCAAAAAGGUGGAGUUUGUGGUCGACCCCUCCAUCAGCCCCAACGACCCGCUGGUGAAAAGUGCCAUUGAGCAAGUGCGGUUCCGGAUCUCCAAUUCGAGCACUGUGAGCAGGAUUAAAGUUCCUCAUGUGUCAACGUCCCAGGACUCUGAGAUGGGGACUGCCUUCAGUGAGAUGGAGGGCUGCUCCUCUCCCUCUGGAGUGGAGGGGGCCAGCAGGCUGAGCGGGGCCGGGGAGAAAAGGCACACCUCCAAGUCCAGCUACCACCCUGUGACAGUGGCAGGCCUCGGACGUUCUCUGGGCUUCCUCCCGAAAAUGCCUCGCCUUAGGACAGCCCACCUUUUCUUCUGGUACUUGGUGUACGGGCACCCAUGGAAUGCGUCGCAGAGCCAAGUGGACUGCAGCAACGAUCCUGCAAGUGGUGUGCGGGGCCUCAACUCCCCUGGCCCCAAGCCGAUUCCAGCAGCGGGUGAGGAGCCUGAUGCAGCAUCUGGGGGGAGCUGUCCUGCCCCCGCCCAGGAGGCGGAAGUGGAGCCCGGGGAGCAGACAGUGUAUGUGGACGAGGCUUCAUGGAAGCGUCAUAUCCCUCCACUCCCAGUGCACAGAGAAUUUGGCCAUGGAUGGGCUCUUGUGAGCGACAUUCUUCUCUGCUUGCCACUCUCCAUCUUUGUCCAGAUCAUCCAAGUCAGUUACAAGGUGGAUAACCUGGAGGAGUAUUUAAAUGAUCCCCUGAAGAGGCACACAUUGAUCAGAUAUCUUCCCAGAUCAAUUAGACAAAAGCUCCUUUAUAAAAGGAGAUACAUCUUCUCUAUCGUGGAGAGCCUGCAGCGGCUGUGUUACAUGGGGCUCGUGCAGUUUGGUCCCACUGAGAAGUUCCAAGAAAAAGAUCAGGUGUUCGUAUACAUGAAGAAGAAUGCAGUGAUUGUGGACACCACCAUCUGUGAACCCCACUACAACCUGGCUCAAAGCAGCCGCCCUUUUGACAGACGCUCUUACGUUCUGGACACUCUGCAGGAAGUGGAGAAUUUCUGGUUUGACCUGCAGUGCGUCUCCCUCAACACACCCCUCGGAAUUGUCCGGCAUCCCCGUGUCAAGAGGAGUGGAACUUCAGUGGACAGUGCUGAUGCGGGCACCGCUUUGGAUGAAACACUGGAACAAGAAUCGGCAGCACACAAGCACAACUUGGAGCGCAAGUGUGCUAUGCUGGAGUACACAACGGGGAGUCGAGAAAUUGUGGAUGAUGGCUCUGUUCCUGGAGACGGUCUGGGAGCAGGUGGUCUGGAUUCUAGCUUUUAUGCCCACUUGAAACGCAACUGGAUUUGGACAAGCUACAUUAUCAAGAAGACUAGGCAGGAGAACACCGCUUCUGAAAUUGGGCACACCAUCAGACUCCAGACCUUCCUGACCAGACGGCCCCUCCCGCUUGGCAGCAGAGGUGGCAACGGGACUCCUUGGGGAGAAGGGCUGCCGGGGACGGAAGCUUCUGCCCAAAGAGAAGACUUGGUGGAGAUUGAGAAAGAAGCCGCGCAGAGCAGGAGCAAGAGGGUGAGGGGAGGGAAAAGCCAGAAGCGGAGGCGGCUGAAGAAGGAGCUGGGGAGGAAGACCAAGAGGCAGAAGAGGAAGAGAGAGGGGGGCCCUGGAGAAAAGAGCAAAAAGCCUCGCUACGAUGAGGCAGAUCAGAGCGCCCUGCAGAGGAUGACCCGCCUGCGCGUCACCUGGACUGUGCCCGAGGACAGCCUACUGAUGCUGUGCCGGAUUGCGAGUAACGUGCUAAACGCCAAGGUCAAGGGGCCCUUUGUCCCGUGGCAGGUAGUCCGAGACAUCCUUCACGCCAGCUUCGAGGAAUCCUUGGAUAAGACAUCCCAUUCCGUUGGAAGGAGAGCCCGCUACAUUGUCAAGAACCCCCAAACCAACCUUAACUACAAGGUGUGUCUGGCUGAAGUCUACCAAGACAGAUCUCUGAUUGAGGAUUUCAUGAGCCGGAAGAACAACUACCAGGACCCCAAGGUGUGUGCAGAGGAAUUUAAGGAGUUUGUGGGAAGGCUGAAAGUGAAGUUCAGCUCCACGCUGGGGAAUCCCCGGCCGGCCAUUCCGGACACGCUGGAGGAACUCUUCCACAGGUUUCGAGUUCUGGCCAUCGGAGACGAAACCAGCCACAGCAAGAAGGAGGACGUGUUGAGCAGCGUGGCUGACAUCCACUUCCUGGUGCUGCAGAACCUGAUCCAGAGCACCCUGGCCCUCUCAGACAGCCAGAUGAAAUCCUGCCAGUCCUUCCAGACUUUCCGCCUGUACCAGGAGUAUCGGGAUGAUGUUCUGGUGAAAGCUUUCUUGGAUUGUCAGCGGAGAAGCCUGGUGAAUCGUCGGCGUGGCAAUCACACCCUGGGUCCCCGGAAAAGCCGUGCACUGCCUUUUGUGCCCAUGUCCUACCAGCUCUCUCAGAGCUACUACAGAGUAUUCACGUGGCGUUUUCCCAGCACACUGUGCAGCGAGGCAUACCAGUUUCUCCUAAAGCUCAAGGAAGUCGGCAAGCAGGACCAGCCAGGCCACUUUUCUUUCAAGGACCAAGACGACUCGUCUUCCUCAGAGAUGGUGACCUUCCCUCUGGAUGGGCCUGGCGGCUACUGUGCAGCUAUCCUGGCCCUUCUCUCCUUUGGCCUGGUGUCUGUGGACGUGACGAUCCCAGAGCAGAUUGUGGUCGUGGACAGCACCAUGGUGGAAAAUGAAGUCAUCAAAAGCUUGGGGAAGGAGGGCCUGGAGGACGAGGAGGAGGAGGAGGAAGAAGAGGAGGAGGAUUUGGACGAGAAUGCCACCCACAAGCCCCGGAUAGAGGUGAAGGCCCGCCAGGCCUCGCACACCAACUACCUGCUCAUGCGAGGCUAUUACUCCCCGGGCAUCAUCAGUACCCGGAACCUGAGCCCCACAGACAACAUUGUCGUCAAUUCUUGUCAAGUGAAGCUGAAGCUGAGAGAGACGGCUGCUUGGGAUGGCUUUCUGGGCCAAGAUGCACUGGACCUGGUGAGUGUGCCUGUCGGAGCCUCCUGCCUCCCCAAGUCCUUCACCCAGCUUAUCAGCAUCGAGGAAGAUGAUUCCAUCGAGCAGCUCCUGCCUCAGUCCCUGGAGCCUGGCAGUUACAGUGCCGGAGAGAUUGCUGCCCUCCUUGAGCUCUACGAGGCCAUUCAGGCCGCUUCCUCCUUUGGGGUGGACAGGCGGGACCUGGCCAGGCAGUUCCAGCACUACGAAGACUCCGGGGCUGACAUCGCUGAGCUCCUGCAGGACCUGCUUGACCUUGGGCAGGUGUUGGAAGUGGGGGGCCACACUGCCCGGCUGGUGGCAAGAAAGUAUGCCGCCCCGUGGCUCUUGCAUUCUGUGUCUCCAGAGGAGGAUGUUGGCAAGAGUCUGAAAAGCGCAAGGAUCCAGAGGGAUCCUGCAGAAGAGGGCGGGGCACUGGAGUGGCAAAGCCCCGCCUCCCCUCCGUUGGCAGAAGAAGAGCCAACAAGGAAAAGACAAAAGACGGAGCUGGAUGAGAAGCAGGAUAGGAACAAAGCCUGUCCAGGGAGCGGAGCUGACCGCCUGCCUCGAGAUGUCACCAGCUGCACCUCUGCUGUGGCAGGGCAGGACAGAGCCCCUUGGCCAGAGCCAGGCUGCACCCGAGAGUCCCAUGUGGUCGAGGAGGAAGAGGCCCAUCUCUCUGGGAGGAGAACCCACACGUUGAGCAGCCAGGAAGGACUGGACUGUGGAAAUCCUGCUGGGGACCCUCACGGGGAAGAUCUGUCACAACCAGAAGGCUCUGGAGGCUCCAGCGAGUGUUUUGCGGAGAAUGUCAUCCGGGCGAAAGAGGAACGAAACACCUACUUUGUCGGGCGGCCGUGGCGCAUUGUGGACGGCAGUCUGAAUAAGCCCGUGUGUAAAGGCAUCAUGGAAGGAGUGCUGUGCCACAUCAUGACCAAGCCCGGCAUCAUGGAAUCGGCCCUGUGCCAUCAUUACCUGGGGGUCCUGCAGCCCGUAGCACUCCGGGAGAUCCUACAGGGACUGGAAGCGCUGGGCUGCAUCAGGAAAUUUCACCUGAAGGAGCAGAAGUUGCCUUCCCUUUUCUCAGAGCCCCUCGUGGAGGAGGAAGGGGCUCUGCCCAAGCUGUGCGAGGCCCCUGUUGCCUUCUACGAGCCGACCGUGGACUGCCUCCUGCAGAUGGGCCGCGUGUUCCCCUACGAAUUGAACUGGAACAAGUGGGUGUAGUGGGGGGAGGGGAGAGGAUGUGGGACUCAUUGGCCAAUAAAGUGACUUUGUAGGAA
Messenger RNA from Sphaerodactylus townsendi, 6385 nucleotides. It is a transcript of the gene GTF3C1, whose product is annotated as general transcription factor IIIC subunit 1. Gene Ontology annotation, cellular component: transcription factor TFIIIC complex. Bases 42 to 6329 code for a protein of 2095 amino acids. Gene Ontology annotation, biological process: transcription initiation at RNA polymerase III promoter; 5S class rRNA transcription by RNA polymerase III. The record is from RefSeq and is a predicted model, not a curated record. NCBI's taxonomy places the organism in Eukaryota, Metazoa, Chordata, Lepidosauria, Squamata, Sphaerodactylidae. Gene Ontology annotation, molecular function: DNA binding. The transcript has 37 exons.